UUGAUCAACAGCAAAACAAAUACGGAAAAACUUAUCACAAUUCACAAUUUUGCUGUAGUUUUAUGGAAACGAAUAUCCAAAGUGAAUCAGAAAAUGAUCAUAGAUUUUUAAUUAUUAGCCAAUUAUACAUAAAAUUUUAUAAAAAUGGUUUGCUUGUUGUGUUAUGAGACGAAUCAAGAUCUAAUAUCAGUAGACGGCGACCAAGGCAAAAAGACAUCUAUUUCAUUCUUACUGCAUAAAUAUUUUGGUUUUUUAUUUGAGAUCGAACCAUGUGAUGGCGAUUUAUGUACGAAAUGCUGGGAGAACACAAUAUCAUUCCAUAAAUUCUAUACACACAUUAAAUCUGUACAUGAAUUGAUCGACAAAACCAAAGAAACCAUCCAUAGUGAACCAGUUAAAAUAGAAAUUGAUGAACGCGAUUUGAAAGAGGAAGAAAGUUGCUUUUCGGAAUGUGAUAAUUGGUCAUUUAAUAGUGAACAGGAUGAUUUUGAUCCAGGUCCAACGGAUUCAUCUGCCAAUAUAAUACCACCACAUAUAGUCGAGAUAAAUGAAAUCAAGGCGGAAGUUUCCAUUGGAGAAAGACCGAAAAAGAAAUCUAUCAAACAGGAAAGCAAAAAAGUAUCAAAGUCGUCGACGAAAAGCAAGCGUAAGAAAUCCACACGAGGUCGUCCAAAGAAAGUUGUAUUUACGUGCAAAAUAAAAAUGUGUCACGAAGAAUUUGAAACUCAGGAAGAGCUUAUAUCGCACAAAGUCAAUGCUCACAGACGAAUUCAGUGCACACAUUGUCCCGAUCUAAAAUUGGUCGUCGAUCUGAACAAACAUUUACGAAAUUCGCAUGGUAUUUCACAGAAUUCAAUGUGCGAACAUUGCGGUCAGGUCUAUACAAACACACGAAGUCUACAGGAUCACAUACAGAGAAAACAUGAAAUAACUGAGCCACUACAGUGUGACAUUUGUAAAGAGUGGUUCAAAUCUCGGGAUACAAUUCGAGCUCAUAUGAAUUAUGUUCACGUACAAGGACCACAGGCGUGUUCAAUUUGUGGCAAAAUUUCAGCAAAUCGCAAAGCAUUGCGAAAACAUCAAACGAUCCACAUCGAAGCGUGGAAAGAUCGUUUCAAAUGUAUUAUUUGCGGUCGAGGUUUUCGUGAUAGUACCAAACUCAAAGAACAUUCUUACAUUCAUUCGGGAAUUACCGACGCGUAUUUUUGUCAAUUUUGCGGUCAAUCUUUUCGAUUCGGAUCAUCACUCUCGGCGCAUCGAAUGAAGUACCAUCCCAUUGAAAUGAGCCAUGUCAAAGAACGGUUACAGCGCAAAAAGAACUUAGAAUUUAAAGUUUAGUUUAAAUCAAUUGACUCAUUUCAUAAGGAGUCAUUCACUUUUGUAUGCAUUCAAUGAUGAAUUUGAUUCUCUCAUACUAUUACAAUACUUAAUUCAAAUAUUUACAUCAACUUAAGUACAUGCUUCUCUCAUUUCAAAAAGGAAAUCAAUUGGAUUCGAACAAAAUACUUCUUUUUAGUAAUUCAUCAUUUUGACCACAAAUAAAUUGGUGGAUGCAAGCCAAGCAUACAUUUAAGAAAAAAUCUUUACUUAACAAUAUUUGACUUACUAGAUUUUAAUUGAUAGUUUUUAAGAAGCUGAUAUUGUUUAAAUAAGUUAAAAAAAUAAA
This is a messenger RNA of Contarinia nasturtii (swede midge), 1666 nucleotides long. RefSeq names its product zinc finger protein 99-like. Gene Ontology annotation, cellular component: nucleus. NCBI's taxonomy places the organism in Eukaryota, Metazoa, Arthropoda, Insecta, Diptera, Cecidomyiidae. The record is from RefSeq and is a predicted model, not a curated record. Gene Ontology annotation, biological process: regulation of transcription by RNA polymerase II. The transcript has 8 exons. Gene Ontology annotation, molecular function: zinc ion binding; RNA polymerase II cis-regulatory region sequence-specific DNA binding; DNA-binding transcription factor activity. The coding region runs from base 145 to 1338 and encodes 397 amino acids.